AGUUAUUUGGGUUGGUCUUCGUCUCAUGACUCCAGUCAACGGAAACCUUAAUGAUAAUUUUAGUAUCAUUCCAUUAAUUUCGAUACAAACCACAAGUAUUUCCCCCAUAUAAAGUGAUGCAGUAUGGCAGCCACCGCGGCUGUUGUCAGUCGCCGUAUCCGUCUCGCGGCGUUAACACACACUUGGAGAAAUAAUGCAGCGAUAACAUGCAGCCGCCGGCGGUUGUGUGCGGUCCUGACAUCCGACCGCGGUGUCUGUGGCGACAACACACAAGUGGACCGGAGAGCUCCGGCGUCGGACAAUGGAGGAGAAGACGACCACAGCCACCCCCGCCUGCUCAAGUCGUUGGUGUCCGUGGGCUUGGGACUGUGCGGUGCCGCCGCGCUUCUGGACGGCCGAGAGGACGGCGGUGACCCCAAAUCACGCGGGGUACUUGAACGCAUCCUGCCGACAGCCGAGUGCGCGUCCCCCUUUAAACCGGACACUCCUCGAUAUAAAUACAACUUCAUCGCAGAUGUGGUGGAAAAGUCGACUCCAGCGGUCGUCUACAUCGAAAUCGUGGGCAGACAUCCAUUUUCCGGGAGGGAAGUGGCAGUGUCCAAUGGCUCGGGAUUUAUUAUCAGCAGCGACGGCCUCAUCGUGACCAAUGCUCACGUGGUGGCCAACAAGCGAGGGGUCCGCGUCAAGCUCACAAAUGGAGAUAUGUACCAUGCCACCGUGCAAGAUGUCGAUCCGGUGGCGGACAUCGCAACCAUCAAAAUCUCUGCAAAGAAUCCUCUACCCACACUCACCCUGGGCCGUUCGUCUGAUGUCCGUCAAGGAGAGUUUGUGGUGGCCAUGGGAAGCCCGUUUGCGUUACGGAACACCAUCACAUCAGGGAUCAUCAGCUCUGUGCAGAGGGGCAGUAAGGAGCUUGGCCUGUCGAACCCCAACAUGGAGUACAUCCAGACUGAUGCGGCGAUCGACGUGAGUGUGAGCUACACUGAUCAUGUGUACAGUACUGUACCUGUAUAUUUGCGUUUGACUACCAAUUUUGCGUCUUAUGACAAUUGCUUGGUUUUGCAGUUUGGCAAUUCUGGCGGUCCACUCAUCAACCUGGAUGGUGAAGUCAUCGGGAUAAACACUAUGAAAGUCACUCCAGGCAUCUCCUUUGCUAUCCCGUCCGAUCGCCUGCGACUUUUCCUUGAUCAAGCUUCCAAAAGAAAAAGUUCCUGGUUUGGCGAGUCCGAGACAAAGCGGCGGUACAUUGGCGUCAUGAUGCUAACGCUGACUCAGAGCAUCAUUGCUGAGCUGAAGCUGAGGGAUCCAUCUUUCCCAGAAGUGACUCAUGGAAUUCUGAUCCACCGAGUUAUAAUGGGCUCCCCGGCACACAGAGCCGGGCUGCUGCCAGGAGAUGUUGUGCUGGAAAUCAACAGUGUGAAAGUGAACACCUCAGAGGAGAUCUACUCGGCCGUGCGUAACAGUGAUAAGAUCACCAUGGUGGUGCAGAGAGGAGAAGCGCAGCUUCAACUGCAAAUGACUCCUGAAUACACAGAGUGACAAGCAGCCACGCCACAUUUUGACCGGCCAAGCAACUUAAUCAUGUACAUGAGUCACCAUGACUAUAGGGAAUUAAAAGGGACACGUUAUGGAAUGUUGUAUGUACAUUGUUUGUAUCUGGAGUGCCCACCCAACAAGUUUGCUAUUACACAUUAAAAGUCUUUUCUAAGCAAACCUUUUUUGAAAAUGUUAAGCCACUCUGAAUUUUUGCUGAUUGUAACAUUACUAUCACGUGAAAGUCAAAAUAAAUAUUGUUGAACUCAGAUUAGUGUCUGCUGAC
Molecule: messenger RNA, 1819 nt
Organism: Phycodurus eques (leafy seadragon)
Lineage: Eukaryota; Metazoa; Chordata; Actinopteri; Syngnathiformes; Syngnathidae
Product: serine protease HTRA2, mitochondrial-like
Exons: 7
Coding region: 124-1539 (471 amino acids)
Biological process (GO): proteolysis; positive regulation of apoptotic process; programmed cell death
Cellular component (GO): mitochondrion
Molecular function (GO): protein binding; serine-type endopeptidase activity
Source: RefSeq, a predicted model, not a curated record